AUGGGUCCUGAGACAGUGAUAAACUCAUUGCGCCAGCAAAUUACGUCAUGUGAAUCACAGCUCCAGGAUCUGAAGCGGCAGCUCGCCGAAGCUGAAUAUCAAAGCCAGCAACAGCGGUCCAACCUGCAGUCAGAGCAAAGCGAACACUGCGCACCAUACCCACUCGCUUACGACUUUUCCCAUGGAGUUCAUGAUGAUUUUAGAGCCGAGAUUCUGGCUGCGCUGUCACAACCCGAAGAGUCAAUUCCUUCUCCAAAACGUUGGCCGUUAGAUCCGAACGAGUACAAGCGUUAUGGAAGACAGUUGAUCAUGCCUGAGAUCGGCCUUCAAGGUCAGCUCCGUUUGAAAGGUGCCUCUGUACUGAUCGUUGGUGUCGGCGGGCUGGGUUGUCCAGCAGCCGCUUACUUGGUCGGCGCAGGCGUUGGCACAGUAGGACUCGUUGAUGGGGAUACUGUCGAGGAAUCCAACCUUCACCGCCAGAUACUGCAUUCCGCCGCAAGAGUCAACAUGCCUAAAGUGGAAAGCGCCAUGAUCGCAUUGCAUUCACUCAACCCCAACGUUGAUAUGGUACCGCACCAUGGUCGACUUACACCCGAGACAGCCGUCUCUACAUUUCAGCCGUAUGAUCUGGUUUUAGACUGCACUGAUACUCCAGCUUCGCGCUAUUUGGUCUCUGACACAUGUGUCCUGCUUGGAAAACCCCUAGUCUCAGCUUCGGCCCUUCGAACCGACGGUCAGUUGAUGGUCCUGAAUUACCCACCUCGUCCCCCAGGGGACACAGCUGGCGGCCCAUGCUACCGAUGCGUCUUCCCAAAGCCACCACCACCAGAAUCAGUCGUCUCUUGCGGAGAUGGCGGUAUACUCGGUCCAGUUGUGGGUACCAUGGGUGUACUACAAGCCCUAGAGACCAUCAAAAUUUUGACGAGGGGACCAUCUGCCUUAUCAGAUGGAUUGGCGUCACCGGACCCUCCGUCUUUGCUCAUAUUCUCUGCUUACGCCAACCCAAUGUUUCGAACUAUCCGUUUGCGAACGCGGAAGCCAAAGUGUGCUGUCUGUUCCACACACGCAACAAUAACACCCGAAGUCCUCAACUCUGGAAGUCUGGACUAUGUACAGUUCUGUGGCACAAUCAAUCCCAUAGAUGUGCUAAGCUCCAAUGAGCGCAUAUCCGCAGAGAACUACGCUAAAAUCCGACUGGAUGUAAAUCCAUUCACUGGACUGGAACCAAGCAAAGACAGUCACAUCUUGCUCGACGUCCGUGAGAAGGUCCAGUUCGAAAUUUGCAGUCUUGAAGGGAGCGUCAAUAUACCCUUCUCAACCAUCUCCAGCACUCCCGCUGACGACUGCAAGGGAACAGCGACUGAGACAGGUCUAGAAUCAGGUUGGGUGUCAGAGUUGAGGCAACAUACCGAUAAGCCGAUAUUCGUUGUGUGCAGAUUGGGCAAUGACUCCCAGAUUACCGUCAAGAAGAUGAAAGAGCUUGGGCUUGACAAUGGAGGUCAGAGAUGGAUUGGCGAUAUUCGAGGUGGGCUACGAGCCUGGAGACACAAUGUGGAUAGGGAUUUCCCGGAUUACUGA
This is a messenger RNA of Didymosphaeria variabile, 1578 nucleotides long. RefSeq lists its product as uncharacterized. Gene Ontology annotation, biological process: protein urmylation; tRNA wobble position uridine thiolation. The transcript has 3 exons. Bases 1 to 1578 code for a protein of 525 amino acids. Lineage: Eukaryota; Fungi; Ascomycota; Dothideomycetes; Pleosporales; Didymosphaeriaceae. Gene Ontology annotation, molecular function: URM1 activating enzyme activity; thiosulfate-cyanide sulfurtransferase activity; adenylyltransferase activity. Gene Ontology annotation, cellular component: cytoplasm; cytosol. The record is from RefSeq and is a predicted model, not a curated record.